GCCAUGCGCCUAACCUAAAACCUGAACGAACUGUUCACUGACACAUCAAGUGUUUUUUCCUGCAUUUUUUGACAAUUAAAAUCGUAAAAAAAUGUCGAAUGCAGAAGAAUCGAGUCAGUCGACGUCUGACAAUGAUUUUCAAAGUGGUGCUAAUACCCCUGAACCUGGUGCGUCCACCAAGGGUCUCAAAAUCGAAAAGAAAAGAAAACGUGGAAUUAUUUAUUUAUCGAAUAUACCUAAAUACAUGAAUGUGACGACUGUCAGAGAGAUUUUUUCAAAAUAUGGUGAAGUGGGAAGAGUUUAUUUACAAUUGGGGAAUAAUGCAGAUGAUAAGAAAGAUGGAAAAAAGCCAAAGAAAAAAAAGAAAGAGGCCUCGAGAUAUUUUACAGAGGGCUGGGUUGAAUUUGAAAGAAAGAAAAUAGCGAAAUAUGUGGCAGCAACACUGAACAAUACGCAGAUCUCCACCAGGAAAAAGAGUAAAUUCUACGAUAUUAUUUGGAACAUAAAAUAUCUUCCACGAUUCAAAUGGGUUCAUUUAAGUGAACGUUUGGCUUAUGAAAAAGCUGUUCACAAGCAAAGAUUGACCACAGAAAUAGCCCAGGCCAAACGGGAGGUAAAUUUCUUCUCCUACAACGUGGACAGGAGUAAGAAAUUGAAAAUUAAAGAGAAAAAGGGGGAGACUACGAAUUUCGUCAUGCCUGAGGUUAAACAGAGGGAGACAGACAUGGAAAUUAGGAAAAGGAAGAAUGAGAAUAGUAGUGAGGACCGUACGCAAUUCCUUAAGUCACUGUUCAGCUGAUUUUCUAUGUACGAAAUUAAACAGACUCAUUUUUAU
Messenger RNA from Fopius arisanus, 835 nucleotides. Its product is annotated as activator of basal transcription 1. Lineage: Eukaryota; Metazoa; Arthropoda; Insecta; Hymenoptera; Braconidae. The transcript has 3 exons. Gene Ontology annotation, molecular function: RNA binding. Bases 92 to 799 code for a protein of 235 amino acids. Gene Ontology annotation, cellular component: nucleolus. The record is from RefSeq and is a predicted model, not a curated record. Gene Ontology annotation, biological process: endonucleolytic cleavage in ITS1 to separate SSU-rRNA from 5.8S rRNA and LSU-rRNA from tricistronic rRNA transcript (SSU-rRNA, 5.8S rRNA, LSU-rRNA); endonucleolytic cleavage to generate mature 5'-end of SSU-rRNA from (SSU-rRNA, 5.8S rRNA, LSU-rRNA); endonucleolytic cleavage in 5'-ETS of tricistronic rRNA transcript (SSU-rRNA, 5.8S rRNA, LSU-rRNA).